CACAUAUGCAGAUACCCUUGUUUUCAUGGUAACUGUGAAUUCAGAUGCAUAAAUGGUUACUUGAGAUUUCUACCACAAAUAUUUCAUACCAAACCCACUUAAGAAAAACGUGCAACCGUGCAAAGAGACGGAGAGUCUUACUAUCUCACCCUUAAAAUGCCAGUAAUGCAUGCAUAUCGGCUAACCAUUGAAAUAAUGUUAUAUUUUUUACCCUAGAGAAAUGAAGAAAGGAAGAAAACAAUUGACUCAAUGAAGAAACUCUUCUCGUUGGAAGACAAUUAAAAAGGAAACAAGGCAUCCAAAUUAGUAUUUCCCGGGAACAAAGAUCCUCCAUCAAUGUAUCCAUCUUUCCUCUGGGCAACAAAUCAAUGAACAAAAAUAUUCAAUUGAAGCCAGAGAAAAUGCCAUACUCGCACCCAAAUCAAUCCCCAAGCACCAAAAAAGAAACAAAUACAAACCCUUUUUUUCCUUCUUCCACAUGAUCUCUUGCUAUCACCUUUUGUUUCAUCAAUAACCAUGCUGUCCUGUAUCCCAUUCCUCACCAUUUUCAGCCUCAUCAAGCUAUUCCUUCACACUUCAUUCCAACUUCCUUGAGAAAACAAAAGAAAAAAAGAACCCUAGCCCUUUUUCACGGUGGGUAAAGAAAUUAAAAUCACGCAAAAGUACGUAGAGCCCUAAUCUCUACUAUGUUCUUCCCCAUUACCAUGCUAAUUACACCACGACCAUUAUGGAUCAAGCCAAGCGCCUCCUCUGUACCCACGACCUAUGGAACCCUUUCAAUACAACUUUUGUACAGACCUGCGGCAUGCUCCUCGUCUCCCAGAUCUUCCACGUCAUCCUCAAGCCCUUCGGCCAGCCCGGCCCCGUCGCCCAGAUUCUGGCAGGAUUGGUGCUGGGACCGUCACUACUGUGCAAAAUCGACCGGAUACGACAGAUAUUCAUCCAGCCGGCGUUCGAGGACUACAGCUUCCUCCUCCUCUUCGUGUUCCGCAUCCUCUUCAUGUUCACCAUCGGGCUCGAGGCCGACCUGCCCUACAUCUGCCGGAACUUCCAGCGGAUCGGCGUGAUCGCGGCCUGGAACGUGGCCGUGUGCGCCGCCUUCGGGGCCGCGGCCUCGUUCUUCGUCAUCAACGUGCUCAAGGUGACGGCACACAGGUUGGCGUUCGCCAACGUCAUCAUGAUCAUUGUGGCCAGCGUGGCGUCCCCCGUGGUGGUCCGGCUCUUGGCCGAGCUGAAGUUCGACACGGCGGAACCGGGGAGGCUGGCGAUCUGCGCGGCGCUGUUCAUGGAGCUGUUCUGCAUCACGUGGUACUCCACCUACCUGGCCUUCAGCUCCGGGAAGAUGUUUGGGUUUGCGCUUGUUUGCAUCGUCGGGACUGGGAUCGUCGCCUACGCCAACAGAUACCUGGCCAAUUGGUGCAACAAGAGGAGGAGGCACAUGAAGUUCGUGCCGAGCACGGAGAUGUCGGGGAUCCUCCUCCUCGUCAUCCUGCUCUCCUUCAUGAUCGAGAAGUUAGGGUUCAACAGCAUGAUCUCCUGCUUCCUCGUCGGCGUGGCUUUCCCCAAGGAAGGCAAGACCACCAGGACCUUGCUCCAUCGUUUGACCUACGCGGUCAACAACUUCAUCCUCCCUAUUUACUUCGGCUUCAAUGGCUUCAGGUUUGACGUCAACUACCUCAUCAACGUCAGGAACUGCAUCGUGGUGGCGCUGCUGAUACUGCUGAGCAUGGGCGGGAAGAUCAUCGGCACGCUCUGCGCUUGCCAUUACCUCAACAUCCCCAGGAAUGAAGCCGUGGUGCUUGCUUUCAUUCUCAACUUGAAGGGCCACGGCGAGCUUCUUGUCAUCGAAGCUUUCUCCAGGUCAGAUACAUGGUGGGACGACAACACACACAAGCUAGUAAUCAUCAUAGUGGUGAUCAACACCCUAAUAGCCGGUCCAGUGGUUUCCUUCAUCCUCAAGCGCGACAGGAAGUACUUCGCCCACAAACUCACCUUCUUGGAGUUCCUCGACCCUGAAAAUGAGCUCCGCUUCCUGGCCUGCGUCUACGAGUCCCGCCACAUAACCUCCAAGCUCGGCCUCAUCGCCACCAUGACCGGCUCCCAACGUUCUCCCACCGUCACCUACCUCAUCCACCUCGUCGAGCUCCAAAAACGACACCGCCGCAAGAAGAAACUCAUGUACCACGAGCUUCAGGACGGCGACCAGUUCAGCGACGACGACGAGUACGGCGGAAACGACAUCAUCGAGAUAAACGACGCCGUGGACGCGUUCACGACCGACAGCAAGAUCCUCGUCCACCAGAGCAAGGCCGUCUCCUGGUUCCCCAAGGUGUACGAGGACGUGUGCUCCAGCGCCGAGGACCUGCGCGUGUCGAUCGUGUUCCUCACGUUCCACAAGCACCAGCGGCUGGACGGGAAGCUGGAGAAUGACAAGGACGGGGUGAGGAUCGUGAACCAGAAGGUGAUGCGCCACGCGCCGUGCUCGGUCGGGAUAUUCGUGGACCGUGGGCUCACCGGGUUCCAGCUCCCGAGCCCGGAGCUGGUCCAGAACGUGGCCAUGUUGUUCUUUGGUGGGCCCGAUGACAGGGAGGCACUGGCCUGUUGCAAGAGGAUUGCCACGCAUCCGUACGUGAACUUGACGAUCAUUAGAUUUCAAUCGGAGGGUCAGCCGAAGAAUCAGCAGGUGCAUGAUAGGAACGGUGAGGAAGAGGAGCAGCAUAUCUCGAUCUCCAGCUAUGAGGUGGAUAUGGCCAUUGAUAAUGUUUUCAUGGAGGAUUUUUGCAACAGAUAUGUGACGUCAGGGAAGGUGAAGUACAUGGAGAAGAAGACGGAGAAUGGAGAGCAAACGGUUGAGAUACUGAAAGAGAUAGGCGAGAUGUAUUCACUGUUCAUAGUAGGAAAAGGCGGCCGAGGGAAUUCUCCGAUGACCACGGGGAUGAGCGAUUGGGAGGAAUGUCCGGAACUAGGGGCCGUCGGAGACAUUCUGGCUUCUGCGGAGCUUAAUUUGGGUGCUUCCAUUUUGGUCAUUCAACAACAUAGAAAUGCUACCGAAGGGCACGAGGAUAACGAGCAUCCUGUUCUAGAUGACGACGAUUGAUCUAUAUGGUCAUGAUGAGGAUUAGUGUUGUCUUUUCUUCUUCUCGGUUUUUGUCCUUUUCAUCAUCCUUUUUGUUUUCUUCUGGAUUCUUAUCGAUUGUCAAUGAAGUAGCUGUAGAUUAAUUAGCUAAUAGAUUAUACGGUAGUAGUGUAUGUUUGAAUCCGGAGUUAAUUAAAUUGGAUUGCCGAAAAGAAAAGAAGAGUUGAUAUAUGGAUGCCAAAAUCUUCUACCAAACCCAUAGUCCCAUAUACACCAAGAAUUAGAGAAACUCCACAAUUCCUAGAAAACUGCUGAUCUGGCAAUAAAAAAGGCUAAGUUGA
Molecule: messenger RNA, 3417 nt
Organism: Linum trigynum
Lineage: Eukaryota; Viridiplantae; Streptophyta; Magnoliopsida; Malpighiales; Linaceae
Source: the annotation of a GenBank genome assembly